AUACAAGUAUCUGGCGUGUACCAGAAACAGUCAUGGCGCAAUACAAGUUUGAAGGAGAUUUUGCAAGUUUCACUGAUCAUCAGCUAGAGUUCAUCAGUAAAGUGAUAUUAGAACAAGACAUUAAAGUUAAAAAAGCAGUUUUUACAGUAGUUGGACAACCUGGUGAUAAUUUUGUGGGACAUGUGAAAAGACUGAACAUAGAAGGAGAAAAUGGUAACCUGAAUAUGUUUAUCAAAGUCGCUGCUUCGUCUGAAUUGGCUCGAGCAGCUACAAAUGCUGAUAUUACCUUCCGUAAUGAGCAUAUCAUGUAUACAGAGAUUUUGCCUAAACUAGUGCAGCUGCAGAAAGCAGCCGGGGUCCCAGAAGAGGACUUAUUAAAACAUGCAAAGUGCUACGGGUCUCUCUACGAACCCCCAAACGAAACUUUAAUCUUAGAGGACUUGAAUGAUUCAGGUUACAAAAUGUUAAACAAGCAUGAGACCUUAUCCAAUAAAUGUGUUAGGGGCAUUAUAAAAAACUUUGCACUAUUACAUUCUCUUUCACAUGUGUUCAAAAAUAAAUACCCUGAAAAGUAUGUGCAAAUCACAGACCAAAUGUCUGAAGUAUGGACUACAAUUUUCAACGAAGAAAGAUUUGGAGGUCAAGCAAAAUUCGCGGAAGCUGAAAUACUGUCAAUUCUUGAUGAUGAUACUUAUAAAGAUUUAAUUGAAAACAAAUUGAGCGAUUUCAUGUAUUUGCUGCCCAAGAUAAUAAAACAAGAGGGUAAGAAACAUUUAGUGAUUCAGCAAGGCGACGCGUGGACCAACAAUUUUAUGUUCAAAAUUGGAGAUGACUCAAUCGAAACCUUAAUGAUUGACUACCAAGCAUCAAAUAACGGUAGCCCAGUCGUUGAUCUUCUCUUUAUGAUGCUAAAUUGCACCGAUCAUGCAACCAGGUCGAAGUACUACCCCGAAUGGAUGGACUAUUACCACUCCGAGUUUGACAGGUCACUAUCCAAUUUUGGACUUAAAGCUAGCUUCAUCUACCCAAGAGACCAGUUGGAUGUCGACUUGAAAAGAUACGCCAAAGCGAUGAUGUACUUAUGUAUAACCUUUAAUACUAUCUUAAUGAGGGAUCCAAAAGAAGCUGCCGAAAUUAUGGAUAUCAUGAAAAAUGUUGCUGUAGAUAAAAUUGCUGCUGUGCUGGAAUCCCAAGAACUGGCGACCGCAACACGCAAUCGUAUUAGAAAUAAAACAAUGGGCAUUAUUGAUACUUAUAAACAAUUUGGUUUAUUGUAAAAUUGUGAUGGGUUUUGGGUGCAAAUAAAUUAUUUAUUUUGGG
Messenger RNA from Helicoverpa armigera (cotton bollworm), 1320 nucleotides. RefSeq lists its product as uncharacterized. The transcript has 2 exons. The record is from RefSeq and is a predicted model, not a curated record. Lineage: Eukaryota; Metazoa; Arthropoda; Insecta; Lepidoptera; Noctuidae. Bases 33 to 1277 code for a protein of 414 amino acids.